AAUGAGCGUUAUUUUAGGUAAUUGGUCAUAAAAGCCAACCUCAAUUGGGCCCUAAAGUAUCGGAAAUAAAUCCUAAAAAGUCUAAAUCCCCUAACUUAGCUCAUAACCUCUUGCUUUGUCGCCUUUGAUCGGAAACACAAACAGGGCAGGGGAAGGGGAAGGGAAAAGGAAAAAGAAAAAGAACAGAAAAAAAGAUCAUGAUCUAGGUCUGGUCCAAUCCCACCAAGGUCAUGAUCUUUUCAUCUUCAGAAAACAAUUUCAAAUUCAUAAAACAGGGGAGGUUGGGUUAGAAUUUGUAAAAAAAAUUAUUUAAUUUUUGGGAAGAGAAACUAAAAAGGGAAAAAAGAUGGCGACAAAACGUUCAUUCACCAGUUUUGUAGAACAAGAGCUGGGACAGUUUCCACAUUUUGUAGUGUGUGCAGUUCUUGAAUGGGUUCUCAUAAUUUUGCUUUUCAUUGAUGGGAUUGUUACAUUUUUGGCCAACGAAUUCGCUAAGUUCUUUGAAUUGCGAGUUCCUUGUUUGUACUGCACAAGAAUCGACCAUGUUUUAGUUAACAAAAAUACAGAUUUCUAUUACAACAAUUCCAUUUGUGAAGGACACAAGAAGGAUAUUUCAUCUCUUGCAUAUUGUCACAACCACAAGAAACUCUCCGACAUUCGAAAGAUGUGUGAGGUUUGUCUUCUCUCUUUUGCAACCGAAAAGGAAUCUGAUUGCAAUACCUACAAAUCCCUCGUUGGGAUAUUGCACAAGGAUCUUGAAUGUUUUGUUGAGGAUGAUAAUCGUCAAGUUGUGAGCUUGCCGCCUGUGGGGAAGAAAGAUGAUGGCCUGCCAAUGGACAAAGGGUUUGGUGUUAAUUAUUCUUGUUGUUCGUGUUGUGGAGAGCCAUUGAAAGUUAAAUCUUCCAAUUCAAAAGGGAAAAAUGGGAGUACCUUUUCACAAGCUCCUGCUCCUUCGCCACGAGCUUCAUUUACGCCCUCUUUCAGAAACGACGACAAAACUGGUUUGGAAUUGCCGCACAUUCGUUACACCGAACUCAAAUUAUUGUCAGAUAGUGAAUCAGAGUUUGUCGAAGACGACGAAGGUAUACAUGGAAGAAAUCUUGAUGCUCAUCCAUUUAAGGAGGAUGCGAAGGCUGUUAAAGUGCCAUUGUUACCUGAACCUGAGGACAUGCAUGAAAGUUCAAGGACUCCUGUUUUUGGUAAAGGGAAUAAAUUUUUUGGUAUUCCACUAACAGAUUCUGCUAAUAAUAGUCCCAGGUGGGCUAUUAGAAUCUCUAGAAAAUCACCACUUGAUAGAACAGAGGUUGCAGCAGAGACUUACGAAGCAGAUAUGAUGGGGCCAGGAGACAAUGAUUCCAUUUUGAAUUGCUUGAAAAGACAAGUUCGGAUAGAUCGAAAAUCGCUCAUGGAGCUGUACAUGGAACUGGAUGAAGAAAGAAGCGCAUCGGCUGUAGCAGCAAACAAUGCAAUGGCCAUGAUUACUCGAUUACAGGCUGAAAAAGCGGCCGUUCAAAUGGAAGCUUUACAGUACCAAAGAAUGAUGGAAGAACAGGCAGAGUAUGAUCAGGAAGCCUUACAAGCUACAAAUGAUUUGCUUGCUAAGAGAGAGGCUGAACUUGAUGUUUACAGAGAAAAAUAUGGAUAUCUUGGGGAAGAUGAGAUAUCUGAUGAAGAUUACCAAGAAUUCAAGUCACAAUCCUGUUUAUCUUCGGAUGAAAAAUCUGAAUGUAGUACGCCUUUUAGUUUUAACGGGAGAGAGAACAACAAGGAAAAUUUUAACAAUUUUGACGUGAUGAGUGUACCGCCUGCGUUGAAGAUUGGAGGGGUAAAUAGCAAAGAAGAAAGUACAAACAAUCAAGAGGUAGCUUUGCCAUUCUCCCUAGGGAACGUUGAAGGAGAAGACCAAACCGAACCAGUGUCAAACUUUAAAGGAGAAAAAACAUAUCUUUUAGGCCGCUUGAAAAAGACAAAGAAGAACAACUUAUCCUCAGAUGGUGCAAUUUCUUCUCUACAUUCAAGCUCUGGCAGUGUCAAUCAAAUAGAUGAAAAUACAGGAAAGGGAAGAACUUCUGCACUGACCCGAGAGCUCUCUCAUCUUAACGAGAUCGUGAGAGAACUCGAAGCAGAUGGCAAAUUCUCUAAGCAUGAAGGAAAAGUAAUGUUAGCUGAUAUUUCACACAAAUUAGGGAAAGUUCAAAAUUCUCUCGACGAGAACAGCGAUUCUUAACUUCCCAAAUUGUUUAAUUCUUUGUAGGAUGUACAUAGUGUUGUAUGACAUGCUGAAUAUAGAUAUCAAGCUUCAUGAAGCUCUGUAGCUGCUAACUUCUUCCAUAGCAGUGAGGGACUUGCUUUCCAUUUAUUUUUUCUUCAGUUGCUUUCAAAGCUUUCUCUAAUGCUUUUGAAAGCUUCACCCAACAAAAAUUUAUGAAUUUUCAGGUACAGAGCUGAAGAAUAUUUGGCUAUCGCAGAUGGGUGUAGAGGACCCUCCUUUCUUUUCUCUUAAUUGUGUUUCUCCCAUGAUGACCCAUCAAAUUUAGAAGAGUGGAAAUGGUGUUCAAGAAAGUGGUUUUCGAUUUACACAUCAAAAAGCCAAAGAACAAGGGAAAGAAAAAGGCUAAUAUUCCUUCUUUUUAAGGCCAUAGCUGGAUCAAUGAUAGAACCUCAAGGGAAACCAGAAAGGCAAGGUGUUUGGUUGGCUUUCAUAUUCCAUUUACAAUGAAACAAAUGUUUAGUGUUGCAUGAUGCAAGAAUUUUUCUUCUUCUUUUAAAGUCAUAAUCCCCUCCCCUAAAUGUCUUUUCGAGUUUAUUAAAAGUGACAGCAAGUUCAAGGAUUUUUUUAUUGGUUUCAUCCCAUUUUACUAACUGAAAACUUGGAAGGGGAAGAAGCCAAUCUUUUUUAAAUGCAGAUAGAUAUCUUUUUAUUUGUCA
This is a messenger RNA of Cucumis sativus (cucumber), 2928 nucleotides long. Its product is annotated as probable myosin-binding protein 5. Gene Ontology annotation, molecular function: myosin binding. Lineage: Eukaryota; Viridiplantae; Streptophyta; Magnoliopsida; Cucurbitales; Cucurbitaceae. The record is from RefSeq and is a predicted model, not a curated record. Bases 347 to 2227 code for a protein of 626 amino acids. The transcript is spliced from 4 exons.